ACAAAUCUCCGAACUGCGUCAUGAAAAAAGUUAUAGUGAACAACAGGCCCCAUUUGUGUCUGUUUGCUGUGAGGAACAUCGAAGUAGGGACUGAACUUGAUUACAACUAUGGUGAUUCAAAAUGGCCAUGGCGUCAAAAGGUGAUGAUGAUCAUGCAUUGGUUACACUACAUGAUUGUUAAAGAUGUUAGUUUAAUUUCCCACAACUUGAAAUGAAAUGUCAUUAUUAUUAUUAGUAUUAUUAUUAUUGUUAUUAUUAUUAUUAUAUAAAAGGCAUCAUUAGGUCAGGUGUUUUGAGGACAUGAAGAGUAAUUAAACAUAGUAGUAGAGUGAGCAAACUUAUGUGAUCUGUAAGUAUUUCCCAACUCAUGCUUCCUGUCAGAGCUGACUGUCUUCUUCUUUUAUGUCUAAACACUGGAUGACAUCCAAGCAGGCUCCAGCAGCAGAAGAAGAGAUGGCUGUUGAUCUGUCCUCCAAGGUUUAUGGUGAAGAUGAUGAUGAUGAUGCUGGUGAAGAUGAUGCCCCAAAGGCUCCAGCAGCAGAAGAAGAGAUGGCUGUUGAUCUGUCCUCCAAGGUUUAUGGUGAAGAUGAUGAUGAUGCUGGUGAAGAUGAUGCCCCAAAGGCUCCAGCAGCAGAAGAAGAGAUGGCUGUUGAUCUGUCCUCCAAGGUUUAUGGUGAAGAUGAUGAUGAUGCUGGUGAAGAUGAUGCCCCAAAGGCUCCAGCAGCAGAAGAAGAGAUGGCUGUUGAUCUGUCCUCCAAGGUUUAUGGUGAAGAUGAUGAUGAUGCUGGUGAAGAUGAUGCCCCAAAGCAGGCUCCAGCAGCAGAAGAAGAGAUGGCUGUUGAUCUGUCCUCCAAGGUUUAUGGUGAAGAUGAUGAUGAUGCUGGUGAAGAUGAUGCCCCAAAGGAAUUUGCUAUCAGAGGAUCAUGCCUGGUGGAUUAUUCUGACACUGAUGGAACCGAUGAGGAUUGUUUAAAUGAUCAGCUAUUGGCUCCACGCUGUGAUGAAGGUGUUCCAAAGUUGAGAAGGACGAAAAGCAUUUGGGUAUGCCCCUGA
Messenger RNA from Centropristis striata (black sea bass), 1053 nucleotides. RefSeq names its product cytochrome c1-like. Lineage: Eukaryota; Metazoa; Chordata; Actinopteri; Perciformes; Serranidae. Bases 403 to 1053 code for a protein of 216 amino acids. The transcript is spliced from 6 exons. The record is from RefSeq and is a predicted model, not a curated record.